AUGAAGAGGGAAGAAUAUGAUUUGCUGGCCUUGUGGGAAAAACUCACAGGCAAGUUGAGUGAAUCAGAACUAGAGGAGGUUGCUGUGGCUCUACAAAUGAAUAAGGCAGCACUGAGGAGUAAUGAGGAGGGUGGAAGCAGAACCUUGAGGUGGGAAAAGCCAAGGAAAGGUUUUGUUAAAGCCAAUUGGGAUGCAGCAGUAGAAAGGAAGCAAAGGAAGGUGGGAAUUGGGGUAGUAAUUCGUGAUGAAGAUGGGGAACUUUUAGUUGCUGUUGAAGGUCAGAAGUUCAAUACAAAUCAACCUGCUGAGGCUGAAGCUCAGGCUCUGUGGAAGGCAAUGGUUAUAUGCAGAGAUCUUAGAUUGGAAAAGGUGAUUUUCGAGGGAGAUGCACAUGUGAUUGUCAAAGCUGUCAACAACGCAAGUGAAGAUUAUUCCGUUUAUGGUAGUUUAAUUGAAGGUAUAAAACAAUUGUUAAAAGGGAGGACAAACUGGAUAGUAGAAUAUACACACAGGUCUAACAAUGUAGCAGCACAUACCUUAGCUAAGGAAAGUUUAUUUUUACAGACUGAAUUAGUUUGGAUAGAAGAUAUACCUGAUAGUAUUCAAAGAAUUGUAGAGAGGGAGUGUUAUUGUAUUGAGUGA
Molecule: messenger RNA, 642 nt
Organism: Juglans regia (Persian walnut)
Lineage: Eukaryota; Viridiplantae; Streptophyta; Magnoliopsida; Fagales; Juglandaceae
Exons: 2
Coding region: 1-642 (213 amino acids)
Molecular function (GO): nucleic acid binding; RNA-DNA hybrid ribonuclease activity
Source: RefSeq, a predicted model, not a curated record